This is a messenger RNA of Halteromyces radiatus, 1587 nucleotides long. RefSeq names its product WD40-repeat-containing domain protein. Gene Ontology annotation, cellular component: anaphase-promoting complex. Gene Ontology annotation, molecular function: anaphase-promoting complex binding; protein binding; ubiquitin ligase activator activity. The record is from RefSeq and is a predicted model, not a curated record. Bases 1 to 1587 code for a protein of 528 amino acids. Gene Ontology annotation, biological process: anaphase-promoting complex-dependent catabolic process; positive regulation of anaphase-promoting complex-dependent catabolic process; positive regulation of ubiquitin protein ligase activity. Lineage: Eukaryota; Fungi; Mucoromycota; Mucoromycetes; Mucorales; Cunninghamellaceae. The transcript has 2 exons.
AUGCUAAGUUAUCUCUUCCAAAAGAAUCCAACCAAAUCUUCCAAAGGUUUUACUUCUCCUUCAACUAGCAAUACUUCAUCAAAAACAACUAUCAACCACAGUUCUCCAACUAGGAAAAAAUCCGACUCAUCCUCUCACAAGCGACAACAAUCAAAACAAUAUCCACCCUCAGAUCCACGCGCUACCUUGAAACGAUCUCUCUCAGCACAUUCUGGUUUAGACGCUGUUAGUCAAGAUUGGCUUAAUGCUCCUCGUCCAAUUAAAACAGUCAAGAGAAUGGAAAGUUUCGACCGCUUUAUUCCCCAUCGACAAAGCAUGGACAUGUCGUCUUCUCAAUUCAAUCUUGCCAACAAAAACGAAUCGACUGAUUUGGAUCACGACACUGAUGAUUACAACAAUAGUGUAGCUCAUGCUCUUGGAUAUGCCCGCGAUAAACGUAUUCUCUCAUUUGUACCUAACCCACCGGAAUACAAGAAAUCUGAAGAUAUUCGUCGCAACCCAUUAUCACUCUAUACCGUUGGUGGACGUAUUCAACAUUCAUCCUCAUCAUUUUCACCAGCAUACCAUCUUCAACAGCGCAAUACCAUUCCUAUGCGCCGUAUUGUCACAGCCCCUGAAAAGAUCUUGGACGCGCCCUAUAUGAAGGAUGAUUAUUACCUCAACUUAUUGGAUUGGUCUUGUCAGAAUGUGGUAGCCAUUGGUCUAGAUCGGUCAAUCUAUCUUUGGAAUGCAGAUAACGGAACGAUUCAACCUCUCAACUACAAUGGUGAUGAAACUAUUACAUCUUUAUCCUGGUCAGCAGAUGGUAGCUAUCUUGCACUUGGAACAGGAUCAGGUGAUACUCAAAUCUGGGAUGUGGAAGCUAACAGCAAACUACGAUCCAUGACAGGCCGUCAAUGUCGUGUUGGAGUACUUUCAUGGGAAAAAUACAUUGUCUCUUCAGGUGCUAAAGAUGGUUCUAUCUGGAAUCAUGAUGUACGGGUGGCAAAACACAAGACAGCAGAAUUGCUCAAACAUGAAGAUGAAGUAUGUGGAUUGAAAUGGUCUCCUGAUGGUACAAACCUAGCAAGUGGUGGUAACGACAACUUUGUAUGUGUAUGGGAUGCACGCUCCACCAAUCCAAAAUUCUGUAAAGAUGUUCAUCGAGGUGCAAUCAAGGCGUUGGCAUGGUGUCCUUGGAAUCAUCAUGUAUUGGCGACUGGAGGAGGACGUGAGGAUAAGAAAAUUCACUUUUGGAAUACAAAGACCACGGCACGUAUCAAUAGUGUCAAAACUGAAUCUCAAGUGACAUCUCUUCAUUGGUCCAAACAUUAUAAAGAAAUCGUCUCUACACAUGGUUAUCCCAAUAAUCAGCUAUCUGUCUGGAGUUUUCCAAAACUACAAAAACUCAUCGAUAUUCCUGGUCAUGAUUCCCGUAUUCUCCAUUCUGCUUUGAGUCCUGAUGGUCAAGUCCUGGCUACUGCUGCUGCUGAUGAAAAUCUCAAGUUUUGGCGUAUCUUUGAAAAUGAUGGUUCAAGAAGUUUGAUCUUACCCAAAGGCCAAAGUGAUAAGUCUGAUUGGAUUCGCCGUACUACUAGUUUACGUUAA